Molecule: messenger RNA, 1128 nt
Organism: Carassius auratus (goldfish)
Lineage: Eukaryota; Metazoa; Chordata; Actinopteri; Cypriniformes; Cyprinidae
Product: U7 snRNA-associated Sm-like protein LSm10
Exons: 2
Coding region: 528-920 (130 amino acids)
Biological process (GO): mRNA 3'-end processing by stem-loop binding and cleavage
Cellular component (GO): cytoplasmic U snRNP body; nuclear body
Molecular function (GO): U7 snRNA binding; histone pre-mRNA DCP binding
Source: RefSeq, a predicted model, not a curated record
AUUCUCAAAUUAACCGCAGAUGGCCAGCAGUGAACCUGUUUUUUUUUUCUCCUUGAACUACAGUUGAAAUCAGGAAUAAACCUGAAAUGAGAACUGAGAAAUAGCCACUGGAAAAAAUUACGACAAAUAACUACUUUUAGCCCCUGAAAUGGGGAACAAAGGGAACCCCGUCAAAAACAAAAACAAGUAAAUUCCUAAAAAACGCGAUUUGUACAGGAGGAACCCUCGAAACGCGACUACCGUAAAUUAGUUUUGGGCUAGUUAUAAUGAACAAUUGAACGGGUUUUGUUGUGAAAACCUGGCAACUCUGCUACGAUACUGUUUAUCCGAGACAUCACAAUGGUCACCACUCGCUACUCGCUUUCUUUUACUGUCUAUGCUCGCUAGAGGGAGCGCGCGCGACAUUAAUCCGGUACGUCUUGAUGACGUCACUUUCCUCUGCGACGAAUUUGACGAAGCGCGGCGCUAGAAACUAGAAUGUAAACAUGAUGUUUUGGACAUGUUAGACAACACAAAGGAAGGUGAACAUGGACGUCGUGAGCCAUUCCAUUCGUGAGCGCACCAUUGCUGAGAACAGUCUGGUGAUUCUUCUGCAGGGUCUGCAUGGCCAGGUGACCACCACUGACCUGCGAGAUGAGAGCACAGCGAGGGGACGCAUUAUUAACGUCGAUGCUUUCAUGAACAUCCGGCUGGAGAAGGUUCUGUACAGGGACAGACGUGGAUUCAUGUCCAGUAUGGACGACUUGUUCAUCACUGGCAGAAAUGUGCAUUACGUCCACAUCCCAGACCACAUGAACAUCAUAGAGACAAUAGAGACCCAGCUCGCAAAAAUACACCGUGUGCGAAACUUUGGAGCAAGCAGUGGACGCAAAGAAUACUCUAAGAAUAGAUUUUCUGAUAAACUAAUGUUUGUGAAAUAGAUGGUUUUGUAAUGCACAGUUUUAUUUUUCAUUAAGCAAUGCAAUCAUGGAGCGAAAAAGGAAUAUAUAGUUAAAAUGUUGCUAGUUGGUGAUCGAAAAAGCUCUGAAUAGUGUCUCUAGGAAAAGUGUGGGCAAAGUUAUUUCUGUUUAUUUUGUUUUGCUCUAGUGGUCUGAAAAAAAAAAACAAUAAACAGUGAAAUAACCAUGA